This is a messenger RNA of Phialemonium atrogriseum, 2169 nucleotides long. RefSeq lists its product as uncharacterized. The record is from RefSeq and is a predicted model, not a curated record. Gene Ontology annotation, biological process: regulation of transcription by RNA polymerase II. The coding region runs from base 144 to 1823 and encodes 559 amino acids. The transcript is spliced from 6 exons. NCBI's taxonomy places the organism in Eukaryota, Fungi, Ascomycota, Sordariomycetes, Cephalothecales, Cephalothecaceae. Gene Ontology annotation, molecular function: zinc ion binding; DNA-binding transcription factor activity, RNA polymerase II-specific.
CUGUCCAAUGCUGCAUGCAUAAAACAAUCCUUCUCAUUAUGUAAUAACGUCAUCCGUGCAGCACUUCUCGAGACCACCUUCCUCUGCUUCGCUUGCGGAGAUUGGUGAGCCCCAUCGGAAGAUCUGGGCCGCCUUUGCGCAUAAUGGAAACGGAAGUAAACAAUACUGACGCCAAGGGGAAGAAGACACGGCAAUCCCAUUCUCGAAGCCGCACUGGAUGUGUCAUUUGCAAGCAGCGACAUAUUCGGUGUGACGAGCGGCGCCCGUUUUGUAACAACUGUCUAGUUGCGAAGAAGCCCUGCGACUAUGGCCCCAUUAAGCUCCCACUCCGUGAGCGCAGAGCUCAAGGUAAGCCAUUGCCGCCAUGGGAGCAGGCUCCUUGGGUUGCCCAGGGAGGAGUCUUAGGGUCAUCCUCAAGCUCCUCAUCCUCCUCUUCCUCGCCCACCACGUCUUGGCAACUAGUCCCAGGCGUAGCUAUGGAUCCUUUCGAUACCCUCCCAAUCAAGAUGCCGUUCAAGUCGAGGGAGCUCUUCCAUUACUUUUAUCAAGUAGGCGAAGCCUUCGGCGUCAUGCCGAGAGAUCGAAUGGAGGAUUGCGUCGCAUUGGUUGCUCACGACCCAUGCGCACUCCGCAACACGCUCCUCAUUGCGGGCGUGCACUAUGCCUGGAACGCCGGCAAGCUGCAGGAUUACGAGUCCACUUUUCUCUUCCACAAGGUUGAGAGCAUGCGUAUGGUCAAUGGAUGGCUCGCGGAUUCGCAUGCGAGGGCGACCGCGCUCUGUGUAAGACAGAUUGCCACUCUCUGCUUCGCCGAGUGCUGUCUCGGCAACCUGACCACAGCUGAAACGCAUCUUGAUGGCCUCAUGGCAUUCAUGGAGAUCAGGGAGCCGCAAGAGGGUAGUAUCCAUGAUAUCAAAAACGUGGAUGAGGAGCUUGCGGAUCGAUACCUUAUUUUGGCAUACAACUUCGUCCACGGUCUCAAGAGUCGCUUCAACGAAGUUCCCUCCUUCUACGAUCCCACGGGCCCUAUUCGCGAGUCCGCUCCUGACGAGGUAGCGUCUGCAAUGAAGACGUGGCAUAAGGAGGAAACCGGGGGACUCAACAACAGGCUCAAGGCGAUGCGUAUGUUUCCCCAUUUCUUUGGCCUGCCGCCGCCGGGGAGGCAGCCCCGGGACAUUGACGCGUACCCCAUCAUCAGCUGCCUUGAGAGCAUUACAAGAAUGAUCGAUCACAGACAGCUCAGUCCACCUGCCGAUGGCCGUACGCCCCCUUCGAGCCAUGUGUGGAACGAUGGUGGUCCAACCAGGCUUCUCCUUGCUUUUGUUAAUACUCAUGUGCUCUCCCUCUCUCGUCGCGGUGAGGAAACGGUGCCGGGAGGCAAACCACGGCAGAGAUUCAUGUCUGCCUGGUCUGGUGUCGCCACCACCGCCGGAUUAUAUCUGAAUUGCGUCUUGGACCUUUGGAACGCCGGCCAGACGAUGGAAAGCCGGCUUCACCGUCGCGUGCUCCUAAUCCUGAAGCGAGACAUCGACCGGGCCGAGCAGGGAAUGAGGGACCAGGGAGGGACCAGUCGAGACUUGUGGUUCUGGAAGGUCUUUACGGGGGCCCUCAGUCUGGCCAAGGCCCAGAGAGGGGCCUACGACAUUACCUUUCGGUUGCUGGAGACCCGGUUCGACGACUGUAUCCGGUCUUGGAGCGAGGCUGCCAACGUGACUCAAUGGGUGGAAGCCCGAGGCGCGCUAGCGAGGGUCGUUUGGCCGGACAUCUUCCUGGGAGAAGCGGUGGCGGAGGCUCUGUGGGAAACGGCUACCCGGAGUGAGUGAGGCUAGCAUUGUCCUCAAUGGGAGAUAUCCCCCGUUCUAUCAAGUAUUAUUAUCCAGUCCACCGUGCAGAGUUUGUCAAGCGCUUUCUCUAGCCCUUGUACUCUGAGAAGAGUCCAAUAUGUGUAGUCAGUUUCUUGGCAUCCUGGAGAACCGUUUGAUCCCAUUACAAUGAGGUUGCACGGUACGAUUUGAGAGGAGAUGGGAGCGUUCUGAGCGCGGUUUGAAGAAAUCUCGAAUUUGUUAAUUGUGGUCGAGGGUUCUAAGAAUAACAUGAGUAGUCAAAUCCUAUUCUGAACUCCUCCUCCAUAAUGAUGCUUCUUAAUGAAAUAAACCAUAUAAUAAUUAC